Cannabis sativa is the source of this 935-nucleotide messenger RNA. Its product is annotated as auxin-repressed 12.5 kDa protein. The transcript has 3 exons. The record is from RefSeq and is a predicted model, not a curated record. Lineage: Eukaryota; Viridiplantae; Streptophyta; Magnoliopsida; Rosales; Cannabaceae. Bases 243 to 620 code for a protein of 125 amino acids.
GACUCCGAGCAUUAUUGCAUAAAAAACAUUAUUAUACAGUAACUGUACACUUGGAAGCAAAAGAGUAGACGCUUCGAAAAAAACAAAAAAGAGGUAAAAACUAAAGGAGAUAUUUUAGUGGCCGUAUAAGAUGACUUGCUCUACCUCUAUAUAUAACCUUUGAAGUCAUAGGGUGAAAACCCCAUUUCGAAAAGACCAACAGAGAGUUAGGUGAGAGACUCAUUGAAAUAUCACCGGAAAAUAUGGUUCUGCUAGAUAAACUGUGGGACGACGUCGUUGCCGGGCCUUCACCUGAGCGUGGGCUUGGUAAACUCAGGAAGAUCACCACCAGGCCAUCGCCCUUGAUGAUUAUCAAAGAGGGCGAAGGGGAAACGAGUAAUAUGGUGUACCAGAGAUCACUGUCGAUGCCGGUUAGUCCAGUGACACCAGUCACACCAACGACUCCUCUUUCGGCGUCGUUGGCGCGUAGCAAAGACAACGUGUGGAGGAGCGUGUUUAACCCAGGCAGCAACCUUGCUACCAAAGGCCUAGGCGGCACCCUCUUUGACAAGCCUGAACCAAACUCUCCAACUGUCUACGACUGGCUCUACAGUAGUGAGACGAGGAGCAAACAUCAAUAAGUUGAGAAGAAGGCCCCACCAACAAUGCGAUGUGUAAAUAGUUGUCGUUUUUCGUUUCAGGAUCCGCCACAUGUUUCUCUCAUUUAAAUGGUUAUGUGGUUACGUGUCGUUUAAGUAGAUCCACUUUGGGUUUGGUUUGAUUGACUCUUAUAAUAUCAAUAUAAUUAUGUAAUAGCAUAAGCUAAAGUUGAGACUUUAAUUGAUUAUGGUAUUGAGUGAAAUAUGACUUUCUAGCUGGGUGCGGUGGAUCAUGAGCUUUCUUUUAUGAAUAUAUUAAAUAAAUGAAUGAAAUGCCUUAUUUUCCUUUUCUCUUUC